UUGGCUUGGUGACGGCAGUGUGCUCUCCCCAGAGAUUCUGCCACAUCCACCUUGCUCCUUUUCUGCCCUGACGGCUAACCCCUGUGACAACUGAGGAGAUUCGCCCCUUCCAUGAUCUUCUGCCCCCAGGUUCCCUUUCUCAUUUUUGCCCCUCUCAGGGGAACUGAGGAACUGAGGCCAAGGUGUCCUCAACCAGCCAUGGCUGUAAAGGAAACAGGGACCAGAGGACCUGGCCUCCCUUCUGAAUGGGCAUAGAUCCUGCCAGGUUUUUAUUUGUGUUGCCACUGGUAGAACAUUUGUAAAUUUCUGGGAGAAUUUUAACUAGCUCCCAUGGAGCUCCAGUCCCUGACUAAGAGGAACAGCCCAGUGGAGCUGUGCAGUGCUGUGGAGUGGAGCUCAGGAGAAACUCCUGGUGAUCAUGCAGAAGAGGCAGCCAUCAGAGCUGCUCUUUGCUCCACACCGAGGACAUCUGUGGUCGAAGUGUCUAAACGUAGCCCUUCUCCAGCAUCUCCAACCUCCUUGCUCCAAGACAAUGAUAUUCUGACAAGUUUCUUCCCAUCAGGACCUUCUGACUCAAGGAACAACCAAGUAAUGGCAGAUCGUAAAGUUUGCAAUUGUUGCAGCCAGGAACUAGAAACUUCUUUCACUUAUGUGGAUGAGAAUGUCAACUUGGAACAGAGAAGUCAGAGGUCCCCAUCAGCCAAAGGCAAUAAUCACCCUGGAGAUCUUGGAUGGGGAAACCAUAAUGAAUGGUCCCAGGAGGCUCCCAUGUCUUUGAUAUCUGAAGAUGAAGAUGAUACAAGUUCAGAAGCCACAUCUUCAGGAAAGUCCAUAGACUAUGGUUUCAUCAGCGCCAUCUUGUUCUUGGUCACUGGUAUCUUGUUGGUGAUCAUUUCUUACAUUGUCCCACGUGAGGUGACAGUGGAUCCCAACACAGUGGCAGCCCGGGAGAUGGAACGCCUAGAAAAGGAGAGUGCCAGGCUAGGUGCACACCUGGACCGCUGUGUGAUUGCUGGCCUCUGCCUCCUCACACUGGGGGGAGUCGUUCUCUCAUGCUUGCUAAUGAUGUCUAUGUGGAAGGGGGAGCUCUAUCGUCGAAAUAGAUUUGCCUCCUCCAAAGAGUCUGCCAAACUCUAUGGUUCUUUCAACUUCAGGGUGAAGACUAGCACUAAUGAAAACUCCCUUGAACUCUCCCUGGUAGAGGAAGAUGCCCUUGCUGUACAGAGUUAAUUCUGAACUUUGUGAGAGACAGCCAUGUGUUUUAUAUGAAAAAAAUAAGACAACUGUGUACUUCAUUUGUUUGGCAAGAAAAGCUUUUUAGCUUUGUUUUGUUAGCUUUUUGCUUUGUUUUUGUUUUUGUUUUUUCCCCACAAACUAAAAGCUAGUGAGUGUUUUGUCUCCAGGAAUCUUGUAUUAAGAAAGCUUAUGUAAGUUGGAAAAGAAACCAUGGCCAGCUACCCUUGACUUGCUGCAAACUGGAAACUAAUUUGCCUGUAAUGAUCAGGAGUUUCUACUUCUAUAGCAAAAUACUUCCACGGACGAAAUACACAAGAGGUUUUGGGACUCCUGCAUAGUGGGAUCACUUGGUGAUCUAGUCUGUGAAACAUAAGCACUAGUUAGAUAGUAUGGCUUACAUUUAAUUCCCAAAGGUGCUUUUCCAUUUUCUUGUUAAAUUUUCUUCCUGUAAUUUGGCUAAACA
Messenger RNA from Psammomys obesus (fat sand rat), 1699 nucleotides. It is a transcript of the gene Tmem74, whose product is annotated as transmembrane protein 74. The coding region runs from base 331 to 1230 and encodes 299 amino acids. The record is from RefSeq and is a predicted model, not a curated record. NCBI's taxonomy places the organism in Eukaryota, Metazoa, Chordata, Mammalia, Rodentia, Muridae. The transcript has a single exon.